CACUGCCCAAAUGCGAGACGAAAACAAGGAUUAUCUCGACACAGCUGAGAAGCUUGGAAACAUUUCCUGAGAACACUUUGCGCACUUCCUCGGAGAUAAAUUGAGCAUGAGAUCAUCGGAGCGUCAUGACAGUUGCAAUAUUUUGAAAACUCAUUAAGGAAACAAUACGGAGAUCAUCUCCAAUCAAUUUACCCAAUCUGCGUGAGAAGUGUCUUGCAACAUCGUGCAAGAUGGCAGAUGCAUCAGAUCAAGAGGUUUCAAGCACAAACAAUAACACCGAAGGAAAUGGACUUUGCAGUGGCUCAGGCAACAAGAACGAUUUUGUUGAAUUUGAUGACAAGUCCAACCUCCCAACAUCAACCACGAGCGAUGACUUGUCAGAAUCUAGUAUGACGUCCAGGGAAAACUUCACUUUAGGAAGUCUCAAGAAAGAUGACAGUGGUAUUGACAUGGAGAAGUCUCCAACUACAAGUGCAAAAGAGAUGUCAGAUGCGGAGUGCAGUGAAUCACUGAAUGACAGUGCUGCUUGUUCACAAAGUGAAUCGGUCAGUGAUGUCAAAUGGGAAGAUGUAAAAGCUAAAUCAGAAGAAACAUCAGAUGUAGGGAUCGAUUCAUCCGAAAGCACAGGUAUGCGUGAUUGUAAUGACACCGAUGAUAGUGAAAAUGUUGCUACCUCUAAUAUGACUGAGUCUCCCGUUACUAGUCCACAUCAUGAUGUCAGUGAUACAUCCACAAAUAUUGUUGCAGAUGACUCCGAAACAAACACGGGAUCCCCUGGCACACGUAAGCGAAGGCAUGAGCGUAGCAAUUCAUCCUCAAGUGACUCUGAGGACAGUGACAAUGAAAAUGCUGACACCGGCAAGAAGAAAGAAUCUGAAUCUGAAAGUGAGGAUGAGAUGGACGUUGAUGACGAUGGCAUCAGACCACGUCAUAAAUGGAGAGCUGUGUCAGACUUGCGUGAUCGAGAGUAUGGUUACACCAAUAGAUCACCUCCAUCCUUAUUUCGUGAGAAGAUUCAGGGUAGUCUUCAAAUGGUACAAAGACUAAAGUUACAGUAUAGGAUGGAAUAUCAUGAGGGAUGCGUCAACGCUUUACACUUCAACAGAAUCGGCACACUGCUGGCGAGUGGGUCUGAUGAUCUCAACAUAGUGCUGUGGAACUGGCUCAGGAAUCGGCCGGCCCUUGUGUAUGACAGUGGCCACAGGAGCAACGUCUUUCAGGCAAAGUUCAUGCCGUAUAGUGGUGACUGUCAUGUUGUCAGCUGUGCACGGGAUGGGCAAGUGAGGCUGGCGGAGUUAUCUCUCACUGGUGUGUGCAAGGGCACCAAGAAGCUGGCCCAACACAAGGGGGCAGCACACAAGCUGGCCCUGGAGUUCGACUCGCCUCACCUGUUUCUCAGCUGUGGGGAGGAUGCGAUGACGUACGAGAUGGAUCUCCGACAGGACAAGCCUAACAAACUGAUAACAACCAAAGAAAAUGACCGGAAGGUAGCUCUGUACUCCAUCCACUCCAACCCACGCAACUCUUUCGAGUUCUGUGUGGGAGGUCGGGAUCACUACAUCAGAGUCUAUGACAAGAGAAGGAUUGCAGAGGAUGUCAAUGGCGGAGUGCUGAAGAAAUUUUGCCCUCAUCAUCUGUUGGACAGUGAUGUGAAGGCCAACGUGACCUGUGCCUGCUACAACUACAAUGGAACAGAGGUGCUGGGGACAUACAAUGAUGAGGACAUCUACCUGUUCAACAACUUCCACUCCGACGGGGCAGAGUUCACACAGAGGUACCGCGGUCAUCGCAAUAACGCUACAGUGAAGGGAGUGAACUUCUAUGGGCCUAAGAGUGAGUACAUCGUGAGCGGCAGUGACUGCGGCCAUGUGUUUCUGUGGGACAAGGAGACGGCCAAGAUCGUCAACUUCAUGGAAGGCGAUGAAGGAGGUGUGAUCAACGUGCUGGAGCCCCAUCCCUUCGCACCGAUCCUGGCUACGAGUGGGUUAGACCAUGAUGUCAAGAUCUGGGCACCCACAGCGGAGGAACCAACCCGACUGAAGGGACUGAGGAAGGCAGUGAAGCGGAACUGUAAAGAGAGAGAUGAGGAGAGAACGCAAGAGCCGGAGAUGAUCGAUGGGCAGAUGCUGUGGUUUAUCAUGCACCACUUCCGGCGCUCAGCCAGGAGGAGGUUGCGUCAAGAAGGGGAAGAGGUGUCGAGUUCCAGCGAAAACAGCGACUCUGAUUCUGAUGAGGAAGAGGCUGAGGACCCUGAAAGACUACAAUGUACCCCGUCCUAGUCAUGUGAUGGUCAUGUGACACGCAUGUUGUCAAAUGCAUAAGAUGUUCUAGCCACGUCACAUGACAUGGAUUAUGUGACAGUCACAUGGCAUCAGAUGGUCAUGUGACUUGAAAUCCUAGCUGUGUUGCAGUUACUUGUUGCAUGUGUGACCACUGCCAGUUUGCAUUACAAAUAAGACAUUGUUGGGAUGAUCAUGACACCACAAGGCAUUUAAUGCUAUCAGUGCAUCACCAUUAUAACACAUGGCAGUACAGCAUUGAAGAAACGCCCUCACUUUAAGGCAGGUGGAGGAACUUGAAAAUAGCAAGUUUCAGGAAUCUGCAGAAUUCGGAAAACAUUUUGGAAGAAUCAGUUAUGAAAUUUAUUAAGAUCCGAGAACGUUACCUUCAAAUUAUAGCUUUGUUUACGAUGAGAUAAUGUCACCAUAUUGAAUUAACUAAACAGUCUUUUUCUGUGAAUAUUGUAAAAACAGUUGAGUUCAGAAGAUCAGUUUAGCCUAUGUAUAUGUGAGGUAUAGUGGUGUGAAUAUCUCUGCUCACAACCCUGCUAGCUUGUGUGUAGUGUGUUUCAAGGAAGUAAGCAGUUGAUACGUAUCACCGGUACUGAACUUACAAGGAGGGAAGAGCUGCUUUCACUUCAAGAACGCCCCCAUGGUUGCUGUUUCGUGUUCUCUGAAGAUACCUGGUUUUGGAUCUGUGCUAAAUGUGAUAAUCAUGCAGAAAUAUGUGGUGAAAAUGACCUGAAAGAAGCUUCUUGUAAGUCUGAGCUAUGGCUAAAAUUCUCCCAGAAAGUAACUCUUCUUCAACUUGGAAAAUUGACUUUUCUUUGGUCUGUUUUAGGAACACAUUUAUGACUUGUCUGAACAUUAUCACCAGAUGUGGCAGGCAGAAUAUUAGGAUCAGAUGGACUUAGGUUUGAUCUGCCUCACCAGAGAGAUGGUUCUACAGGGAUGGAAAUUAACUCAAUGGAUUAGUGGGAGUUUUUCACUGUAAAGGUUACUAAUAUGAUAAAAUAUGAAGACUUUGAAAUUAUAAUCUUUUAUUUGCCAUAAGCACAUUCUGUUGUUAAGGUUCAGUGACAAUGUAUAGGUUGGUAAAUUCGAAAAUUGUGUACAUUAUUCAUUACAAGAAAGACUUGAACGAUUGUGCCAAAUGUUUAUCGCAGCAAUUUGAGAGGGUAAACCGAUAGGGUGAUAGAUAAUUUACAGCUUAUGUCAAAAAAAGUUACAGGGCUAGUAGACAUAAUUUUUUAGCCCAAAGUAAUUUCGACUGGCCUUGGGCCUACGGUCAAGCAUUAAUUUCCAUCCCUUGUUUCUACAGUCAAUAUGCUGAUUUGUACACAGAACAAGAACAGAGCAUCGUGAUGCAGGAAACAUGGGAACAUUCUUGACGAACUUCUCCUUGACGCAGUUCAUGCCAUAGCAACCUAGAGAUUCAUUCAUUAUUCUUAUGAGUAUUUGCACUGCUGUGUAAAGUUUAAAAAGACAAAUUUACUAGAAAUAGAUUAUUUUUCAAAUUUUCAAUUGAAAAUCAUCAUCAAAGAGAGCAUUCUCAUAUCGUGAUCCCAGCUUCGAUAUAUUAUGCUAGGUGAUAGUUUGACAGCAACUGUAACUCAUAGCUUUAAUGAAACAUAGAUGGGUGACUUACUGUACGACAUGUAAAAUCUGUACAUAUUGUAUGCUUGUAUGCUAAUAUUGUGUGACGUUAUUGAGUUUGAAGAUGUAUGAUCCUGUGUUCCUGUAUAAUCUCUACAGUUUGCCAUAUCAGCUAGAUCUAACAUUUUAUAUUUUGUUUCUGGUGUCCAGUGUUCCUGCAUUUAGAUACUCCUAUGCUGGAUUGAGUAAUGGCAGUUGAGGACAAGCUAGGUGUGAUUUUGUUAUUUUUGCAUGCCGUGUUGGCGACAUGUUGAUAAUGUUUGUAAGUGCAAGGCUUCGAGUUCACUUUGUAGAAUUGCUCCUAGAUAAUGAAGUGUAUUCCAGAAUCUUUUUGGGUGCUGUGAUAAAGUUCUGCCCUGAAAGUGUUCCUUGUGUUGAAAAAGUAGAAUAUGGAUCCCAAAUGGGUCAUGCUUUUUGCGACUAACGGGAUUGGGUGGUCAGACUCACUGACUUGGUUGAUGCAUGUCAUCGAUCCCAAUUGCGUAGAUCGCAGCUCAUGAUGUCAAUCACUGGAUAGUCUGGUCCAGAAUCGAUUAUUUACAGACCGCCGUCAUAUAGCUGGAAUAUUGCUGAGUGCGGCGUUAAACAACAAACAAACAAAAGAAACAAAAACAUGUUUUUUUAAAGAGGUGAGGUAAAAUGGGGUUUAUGAUCCAACCACGAGCCUUAGAGGCGACUAUGAUGGGGGUCAGGGGGUCACAAUGGGUACUGAGUGGUGGUGGUAUUUGGCUGGAUGACCACAAUCGUCGAGGUACAACUGCUUUAAGUAAUGUUGACGCAUGGGAGUCGGAUCACUUAGAUUGUGUGAUACCAGACCCUUGAGUUCUGCUCUUGUUUUCGACAAAUGAUUUGCGAUGCGGGCUCAAUGACAGAUUGCAGUGAUACAGCUUUUCUAUUGCUCACUGUGGCAGUGUCCCUACAUUCACCAGCACACUCCCUCAUUGUCUAUCCCUGACCCACGCCCUUCAAUCACAAGACCAAAUGAAUACAUUACGACUCCCUACACAGUAUUGUACAUCUGACAUAGAUCAUUUUUAAUGGGGAUCUGACUGAUAGUUGUUGCGCUUUUUGGAAUCCAGAUGCCAGUAAUGACUAACAUAAAUGAUAGAUACAGACAAGAUAUCAAGUUAUUUAAGGACCACUACCUCCAUUUCUCUCCUAAAAAUGGGGGUAAAUAAAACACUUGCGGGAGGAAUGGGAGACCCAGUUGUCUAAGGAACAAUAAUUUGCUUUGCAGAGUUGCAUCCUUGGUUGGUCAGCCCACUGCUUGUGGGUUUGAUAAACAGAGGUGUUAACACCAACAGUUCCAAGUGGUGUUGAAGCCAACUCACUUACUCCUGAUUACCAAGAGAGUUUCAGUAUCUUGUUCCUCAGUGAUAAUCUCUUGUCACGUCUCACCCCCUCUGUGGUCUACUGGUAGAGCGUCUGCCCGGAGAGCGGAAGGUUGGGUGGUCGAUCCCUGGUCACGUCAUGCCAAGAGAGGUUAAAAAAUGGUACUUGUUGUCACCUUGCCUGGCGCUUGGCAUAAGGGGCUAAAACAAAGACUGGUGUCUCGGGUUCAGUAUACUGUGUCUGAGUGGGGUAGUCAUGUUAAACUGCAACAUGGUAUCUCAGUGGGCGAGCACUAUUAAAUUGACAUUAGCCUGGACUAGUACAAGCAGCACACACACACUCACACACGCCAUAUGCUAUAUAUAAGUGCAAUAAUAUUGAGCGUGACGUUAAACCCCAUUUCACCUCACCUUGUCACAUCUUGACCAUGCACAUGGUAUUGUCCUGACAUCCAGCUGGAACUAUUGUGUUACAUAGUGCUGAUAAUUAGCUUGAUUUUUGGGCAAAUCAUGUUGCUCCAUUUUCUAACAAAUUUUGUAGGAUUAUGUAAAUAAUUAAUCCAACUCAGUGUACAUAAUGUAACAGUUAUUUAAUGUAUUAGUUUCAAACAAUUACCUGAUCUAUGUGUGUUUGAAGAUGUGGGUGAUUUUCAGCCAGAAUGUGAUGACAUGUUGAUAGAAUACUGACUACAUUUGUUGGGGCAAUAAAACCUGAAACAAUCAGAUAAAACCAUCCUUACACCGUGUUUCUUUUAAUAAAUGUUUCAGAUUUCUUUUUCCUGAACCACAGGCCUUGUGGUUUGAAGAAAACUUCUUCUUUUUUUUAAAAGUAUAUUUUUAUGUGAUAUCAAAGAAUGUCUUGUUAGGAUGAAACAAAAAGGUUUACACCCCCUGUUCACCAAAUAAGAAUUGUUUCGUUUUUUCCUCAUUAAUAAACGUCUGGUUUGGGGGAUCAGUUAACCAAGUUUUGAAAAGAAUAAAUCAGUAGUUUAGCCUGAUAAGCCUUAGAACUUUUCAACCAUGUUAUAACACACAUGACUGCUGACAUGAGGUUUUGACGUAAGAACAGACCAUAUGCCUUCGUGCUUGCAAGGAAGGUCACUGUGGGAUGUGGUUGUGUCCACACACAAAGGUUGAUGUGGCUGUGGUUGCACGUAACAGUCAGUCGCUGUGGUUGCACAUACCUUGACACAGUUGAGCAAGAAGGUCGAUGUGGCUGUGGUUGCACGUAACGCACUACCUUGACACAGUUGAGCAGAAAGGUCGAUGUGGCUGUGGUUGCCCACAGCACAGUCAGUCGCUGUGGUUGCACAUACCUAGACACAGUUGAGCAAGAAGGUGGCUCUGGUAGCACGUAACACAGUCAGUCGCUGUGGUUGCAGACACCUUAACUUGGAAUGUGGCUGAACAAAGGUGGCAGAUAGUCAAAGAAGGUUAUCUGUUUGUAGGUUGGUAUCCAGCUGAGUCAUCACAGUUUGUUGUGGAUUCACAGACAUAAACAUCAAAUAUGUCACAUGUGAAGUGAAAACUGCUGUUAUAUCAUUGAAAAUACAUAACAGCGUAAAGCCCAAGAUGAGUCGCCCACUCAUGGCAAGGAAUGAAUGUCGGCACCUUGUCAAGAUUUCUCUUAGGUUAUCUGUGAUAUUUCUUAGGUCUGAUUACAGCACAGACAUUUGCACACUCAAUUAAACCCAAUUCUGACUGAAAAUAACUGGAUGUGUGUUUCACCUGAUGUGUAAUAUUUUCCUAGUAUAUAAUAUACUACUCACCAUUUGCUAAGAACCACACCUUUAAAUUUCUAAUUUGGUUCUUAUCAAAUGUUGAGUAAUAUAGAAAGUGCUUAUAUUUGUUGCAAUUGUUCAUAGCAUAUAACUGAGGUACUUUAUUCCUGAUGUUUAAUAAUUCCAUGAGUCAAGAAAUACAGUGGUUCUUUUCCACAA
Molecule: messenger RNA, 7206 nt
Organism: Haliotis rufescens (red abalone)
Lineage: Eukaryota; Metazoa; Mollusca; Gastropoda; Lepetellida; Haliotidae
Product: DDB1- and CUL4-associated factor 8-like
Exons: 14
Coding region: 231-2279 (682 amino acids)
Cellular component (GO): Cul4-RING E3 ubiquitin ligase complex; cytoplasm
Molecular function (GO): protein binding
Source: RefSeq, a predicted model, not a curated record